AUGUUCUUCUUCUUCACUUUUCUCUUUUUCCUUGUUUUUGCUUCCUGGUUCGUCUCCUACCUCCUUCCUAGGUUUAUCUGGGAACUGUUUCGAAUAGAAGAUCUUUCUUCGAAGGCAGUGCUCAUUACCGGAUGUGAUUCGGGAUUUGGAAGAGAACUAGCGCUUCGAUGCGUCGACGAAGGAUUUACUGUAUUCGCCGGUUGCUUGACUGAGAAGUGCUCAUCUCCCAAAUUGCACACCAUCUCUCUGGAUGUGAGAUCUGAUGAGAGCAUUCGGAAAGCAAAAGAAUAUGUUCUUAAAUUAUGGGGCGUCGUCAACAAUGCCGGUAUCUUCUCGUGCUUUGGUCCAGAUGACUGGACGACCGUUGAUGACUAUGUGAGGGCCGCCGACGUGAAUACUUUUGGUGUGAUUCGAGUAACACAAGCUUUCAAAAAAUAUAUAAAGCAUUCGGAGGGAAGAAUCGUAACGGUAUCAUCGGUGAAUGGGCGCCUGUCAACACCAGCAGCUGGGCCUUACGUAGUCAGUAAGUUUGGCGCCGAAGCCUAUAUGGAUGCGAUCAGGCAAGAACUAUACGGAUUUGGAGUGAAGGUUUGCAUCCUAGAGCCGGGUAUCUUCAGGACUGCUUUGAUCGAUAAGCACGCGAUGAUCAGCCGAGUCGAGAGUGUUUGGUCAAAACUCGACGACGAAACAAAAGAGGAAUACGGUGAAAAGUAUAAGAAUUAUUUCGAAAGAAUGUGGAAUGAACGUUACUGGGAGAUGAGCUCAUCGAAGACACACUAUGUGAUCAGCAACUACAUUCAUGCGCUAACAGCGAGAUAUCCCAGACAUCGCUACUACUGUGGAUGGGAUGCGAUUCUGGUGUUCAUUCCACUGUCAUUGCUGCCGACGUGGUGGUCCGAUUUUGUGAUUCGAUGCAUCGGCCAUCAAGACGUUUUGCCUGCUGUCAUGGAGAAGCAGCUGAAGAAAACGAACUAA
Messenger RNA from Angiostrongylus costaricensis, 975 nucleotides. NCBI's taxonomy places the organism in Eukaryota, Metazoa, Nematoda, Chromadorea, Rhabditida, Metastrongylidae. The record is from the annotation of a GenBank genome assembly.